Leptomonas pyrrhocoris is the source of this 2007-nucleotide messenger RNA. RefSeq names its product putative vacuolar protein sorting complex subunit. The record is from RefSeq and is a predicted model, not a curated record. The transcript has a single exon. Bases 1 to 2007 code for a protein of 668 amino acids. NCBI's taxonomy places the organism in Eukaryota, Euglenozoa, Kinetoplastea, Trypanosomatida, Trypanosomatidae. Gene Ontology annotation, molecular function: actin binding. Gene Ontology annotation, biological process: endosomal transport; intracellular protein transport; vacuole fusion, non-autophagic. Gene Ontology annotation, cellular component: endosome; cytoplasm; HOPS complex.
AUGGCUGACGGGACACUUUAUUCGACAAGCAGCGGGUUUUCUGAGGUGUCGCUGCUAGGCCGCACCGAGGUUAGCUCCGCAGAUUUUAAACAGCUGACCUGGUGUGGGAAUCAUUGCGUAGUUGUUGUGCAACAAGUGCGGUACAGCGGGGCCGAGGAGGAGGACGACGGAACGUGUACCGCGCAUCUCGUGAAUGCAGACGAUCCCGACAACACGGACAGCAUUCCUGACCUUCCGUAUGACAUUCGCCUGCUGAUGGAAGGCGACGGCGUUUGGAUGCUGUCGAAGGAUUGGCUUUAUUUCCUGCAAGAGGUCCCGCUGCCGGUCCAACGCGUGUUUUCCGUCGGGUCUCGUGCCCCGGCUGCAAUGCUGCUCAACAUCUACGACGAAUUUAUGACCGGCAAUGCCUCUGCCGUGCGCAUGCUGCAAAGCCUAGAGCGGCAAACUAGCGCGCUGAUGGACGCCGUGGCCGACUGCGUGGCUGCUGCAGGAUUCGAGUUCGAAGCGGCGCAGCAGAAACGUCUGUUACGCAUCGCCGCAUUUGGUCGAACGUUUUGUUCUGUAUGUGAUCCCGGCGCCUUUGUGGGCAUGGGCAAGCGUUUGCGCGUACGAAACCAUUUGCGCUUCGAGUCUGUUGGCAUGAUACUGACCGAUUGCCAGCUGAAGUGCUUGGGGGAAGAGCGCUUACUCCAACGUCUUGCGAUGUGCAACGAACAUCAAGUCGCUUUCUGCGUUGCGGACGCACUCGGGUCGGAUAUGAAACCAAUCAUGAUAAACUGGGCCAUGAGCAAGCUCACCAGCGUUGCCACGCGAGGAAAAGAUGAAGAGAAAGGUGUGGCGAAGCAGAUUGUCAAGAAACUCAAGGCGUGCAACUUUAACCGGUUUGCUGAACUGGCUCAACAGGCAAAGAUUUCUGGCUGCGGAGCUGCCGCGCUGGUGCUUCUCGACUCCGAAACCAGUCCCGGCAAACAAAUCCCCAUGCUGCUCAGCAUUGGCGAGGCUGACGUUGCGCUGAAGCGCGCCAUGAGCUCUGCCGACGCCGAUCUUCUGUUUACGGUGAUGGUUCACUUGAUUCGCACGCGCGGUUCUUCGGUGAUCGCGACGCUGGCCACUCACAAGGCUUCACGAGACUUGCUGUUGCAGUACGUGGGGAUGUGCGAAGGAAAUCAGGGUCUAAUGGUAGAAUACUUCAACAAAAACCCACGCACUCAGGUAUACUUUCAUCUCCGCAGCUUCUUUCAGGAAGAGACCCGGCUGAGCAACGCGCUGGCGCAGUCUGUGGAAAACGCUGAUUGGGAAAUGCUGCAAGAAUGCAAGAGCGUUGACAUCCAAGCGGCGAUCCUGUCCGCGAAAAAGGCUGUGGAGCAGAGCCCGCGUCCACAGCCGGCCACCACAGCCUUCUCUCCCAUCGUUGGUGGAGGGAUACCUUUCCCGCCUUCCAUGGUAGAGGAGCGGUAUCUGCUGCUGCAAAGUAAGCUCAUCGAGGAGCAAGUGCAGCUGAUGAAGGAGUUCAAAGACUGCCGCUUUUUGCAAGCUAGCGCGGCCGACACAAUCCGCUUCGCUCUAGAGCACGGGCGUACUUCCGUUGCGCAACGGCUGAAGAACGACUUUUGUAUUCCAGAGAAAAUGUAUCAACGUUGCAUGCUCAGCGCGUACCUGAGCACUGGCCAAUGGGAUCUUAUCGACAACAUGAGCGGCGUCACCUCGAGCAAAAAAACGCUGAUCGACGGGGAGGCGUAUGUGGCGGCGUUGCUGUCGUACAAGCGGCCGCAGCAGGCAAAGCAAUACGUACCACGAAUCCCGCAAAUUGAAGUGCGAAUGGAGUACUACGUCCUCUGCGGCGAUUGGUUCGGUGCUGGUGCAGAGUGCAAGCGAAACAAUGACCCUGAUCUGCUUGGACAACUCAAAGAGCGCGCGAAAGGAAACCUUGAAGUGCUUCAGCAGAUCGAGGAAGGCUGGAAAACACCAGCGCAGUCAACAGGGAUUAACUUUUCCAAGUUUUUCUAG